AUGCAGCCAGGAGUGAGGAAGCAGACCAGGAGGGAGGGGCUGAGCGCAAACUCCUCCCAGUUCACUUUGGAGGGAGAGGCAUUCCGCAUCCUGGGAGGCUCUGCCCAUUACUUCCGUAUCCCCAGAGCUCAUUGGAAGGACCGCCUCCUGAAGAUGAAGGCCUGCGGGCUCAACACUCUCACCACGUACGUGCCAUGGAACCUGCAUGAGCCGGAGAGAGGAUUGUUCACUUUUCAAGGCCAGCUGGAUUUAGAGGUGUACCUCCGCCUGGCUGCAGAGGUGGGCCUCUGGGUCAUCCUCCGUCCGGGACCCUACAUCUGCUCUGAGUGGGACCUUGGCGGGCUCCCUAGCUGGCUUCUGCGUGACAGUAACAUGAAGCUGAGAACAACCUACCCGGGCUUCACUGAUGCUGUUGGCUCCUUCUUUGACAAACUCAUCCCAAGAGUCGCACCUCUGCAGUACAUGAAAGGAGGCCCCAUCAUUGCAGUUCAAGUGGAGAAUGAAUACGGUUCUUAUGCAAAGGAUGACAAGUACAUGCCUUUUACCAAAGAGGCCCUGCUGUCCAGGGGGAUCCAUGAGCUGCUUCUGACAUCUGACAACCUUGGAGGGUUAAAGUGUGGGGGCGUGAAAGGAGCCAUCAGGACCAUCAACCUACAGAAACUGACACGAGGAGCAGUAAAGUAUCUAGCUGACAUCCAGCCUCAGCAGCCUAAGAUGGUUAUGGAGUACUGGUCUGGCUGGUUUGACGUCUGGGGUGGACAUCACCAUGUAUUUUGCGCAGAGGACAUGGUCACCGAGGUGACAGCCAUCCUGAGGCAGGGCAUGUCCAUCAACCUCUAUAUGUUUCAUGGUGGGACUAGCUUUGGGUUCAUGAAUGGAGCCAUGGAUGUGGGCACAUACAAGCCCCAGGUUAGCAGCUACGAUUAUGACGCACCUUUAUCAGAGGCAGGGGAUUACACCCCGAAGUACCACCUCCUGAGGGAUUUGCUCAGCCACUAUCACAGUGAGAAGCUCCCUGCAAAGCCUGCCCCCUCUUGGAGGAAAGAAUAUGAUGCGGUGGUGGUUUAUCAGCACCUCCCCUUGUGGGACACCCUGAAGCUAAUUGAGGAGCCUUUUAAAUCUGCCAGCCCGCUCAACAUGGAGAAUCUACCUGUCAACAAUGGCAAUGGGCAGUCCUACGGUUACACCCUCUAUGAGACCAUGGUCACCAGCGGUGGAACUCUGAACUCCAUGAAUAACGUGCGUGACUGCGCCCUGGUGUUUUUAGAUCGAGUUUACAUUGGAGUUCUUCACUAUAAGACCCAGGAGCUUACGGUGCCUGAUGGGAAGGGAGAGCGAAUAUUGAGUUUACUGGUGGAAAACUGUGGAAGAGUGAACUAUGGGACAGCUUUGGACAAACAGCAGAAAGGUCUGGUAGGAGAGAUUGUAUUGAAUAACACCCCACUAAAAGACUUCACCAUUUACUGCCUGGAUAUGAAGGUGGACUUCAUAGAUAGACUUGCUAGAGAGCGCUGGAAGUCCCUCCCCCACGCACCCACCUUCCCAGGGUUCUUUCAGGGCCAGCUGGUGGUGGACGGCUAUCCUAAAGACACCUUCCUCAAGCUGCCGGGCUGGGGUAAAGGAGUGGUCUUUAUAAAUGGACAGAAUCUCGGACGCCACUGGUCCAUUGGACCCCAGCAGACCCUCUACCUCCCAGGGCCCUGGCUCCACCAGGGAAUUAAUCAGGUCACUAUAUUUGAGGAACAGGAAGCUGGUGGCAGAAUCCAAUUCUCUGACUCUCCUGAGCUGGGAAAGACCAUCAAUGUGUAUAGACGUCCUCUCUGUAAUCUACUGUAAAUUAAA
Messenger RNA from Megalops cyprinoides (Indo-Pacific tarpon), 1842 nucleotides. RefSeq names its product galactosidase beta 1 like 2 (gene glb1l2). The coding region runs from base 1 to 1836 and encodes 611 amino acids. Gene Ontology annotation, molecular function: beta-galactosidase activity. The transcript has 18 exons. NCBI's taxonomy places the organism in Eukaryota, Metazoa, Chordata, Actinopteri, Elopiformes, Megalopidae. Gene Ontology annotation, biological process: carbohydrate metabolic process. The record is from RefSeq and is a predicted model, not a curated record. Gene Ontology annotation, cellular component: vacuole.